Molecule: messenger RNA, 1174 nt
Organism: Cyprinus carpio (common carp)
Lineage: Eukaryota; Metazoa; Chordata; Actinopteri; Cypriniformes; Cyprinidae
Product: CD209 antigen-like protein C
Source: RefSeq, a predicted model, not a curated record
AAAUUGUGCACAUGAUCACAGGGGGAGGGAGAGAAAGGGGGAUAAAAGUUUGAGCCCAGCAGCUUUCAAAAGGAGCAGUUCAUACAAUUCUGGGCAGAAACACUCAGGAAGAACUUUCUCUUCUUAUUUUUUUCCAGGGAAGCUGUCUUUUGGUUUCUCUCCUCUUUGUGGACUGUUAUUUCUUUAUUGGUGAUCUGGAGGACAGGACUAGAAGAUAAAGACAUUACUCUUGUCAGACAGACUACUUAAGAAGCUCUGUUCUUAAGUAAACACAUUUACUGAACCUUUUGUUAAAGAUGGAAGAUAUUGAAAAUUACACCAGUUUACAAGAGUUCACAGAAGAUAUCUCUCAUGGUGGAAACAGACCUAUACUCACAUCACAAGGCAAGCAAGGGGUUCACAAAGGGGCGAAGUGUUUGAGGGGACAGGCUUCUCUUGUACUGCUCAUUGCUCUAUUGACCUCGCUUUGCGCAAACAUAGUACUUGGCGUUCUCUUGGUAAACAGUCGCAGAUCAGAUGUCGCUGUAAAGCCAGUCAAGAAUGAUGAGUCUGAGUCUGCCUCUCUAACUCUCAAACUCACCGCCAUGCAGGAGCGUUUCUCCCGCCUUUGCUCUGUAUACACAACCCUUGGACAGACUUGUUCAAAACCGGUGAUCAAAUGUAGGCCAUGCCCAGAAGACUGGCUCCAUUUAGAAGGGAGGUGUUAUUUCUUUAGUGAGGAUAAACUUGACUGGCAGCACAGCAAAGAGAGCUGCGCAUCUAUGGGCGGCCAUCUGUCAAUACUGCACAGCCACCAACAACAUCACACACUUGAAAGUGUCGCACGCAGUCGUGGUGGAUUUGACUAUCAUUACUGGAUUGGUUUAUCAGACAUUGAGACUGAGGGAGUGUGGAAAUGGGUGGACAACACAGUGGUUAAUACAACGUUCUGGAGUGAAGGGGAUAAAGAGCCCAAUAACCACCAGUCAGGUGGGAUUCAUGGAGAAGACUGCGCAGUGCUGGACUCACGCUCCAAGACGUGGUUUGACGUGCCAUGUGAUUUCAGUUACAAACGCAUCUGCGAAAUGGAUCCUAUCACCAUUAACGUUUGAUUUGAAGACUAUAUAUAAAAAUGUAUCUCUAUUUUUCUAAUUGCUUUCAUUCUUUUUAAUAAACAGUGAAAUGGAAAUUCUCA